GUCGAUCUUCUCUUCGGACUCUUCCCGUCUGGCCAUGUUCCCAACAUUGGGUUUGUUCAGCACCUUACCUUGUCCUGAAAGACCCAAUUGCAAUAGAGUCAAUUGUAUAUUCAGUCAUGACCCCAAUGUCGUACAACCUCCAACUGUUCGAGUGCCGAUAGAGAUACCUAAAGCGUCAUCGAGUCGGCAUGUUACAGCACCUGUGCCGCCGACCUCACAGACAAGCUUUCCCAAACCUUCUGUAAUUCCUGUAAAGCGCCAACAUUCAUUAGCGUCUGGUGCUGCGGGCUCGAGUAGUAACUCUGCCUCGACUUCUGGUGAACCUCCCAAGAAACUACAACGAAUAGGGACGAUCCAAAGACCAAAUGCCGUCUCGACUACAGUUCAGACAAAUUCGUCCGGGGUUCCUCUCUUGAGGGUCAACCCCGCAAUGUCCCAGGUUGCGAUUCCCGUUCGACAGACGAUGCUGAAAAAUCUAUAUGACCACUUCGUUGUACUGUAUCAGAACAUCAUCGAGGCAAAUCCAACCCUUGCCGCUGAAGAUGCCCUGAGACAGGAGGAGGAGGUUUAUAGCAAAACCAAUAAGUUAACGUAUCGCAAUGCAGUGAUCAACUCAAUUUCUUCCAUCAAGCGACGGCCGUUACCUGAUUCGAGGUCCCAUCCAUCUGUUGGAACUGUAGCAGAAAUUGCCAAGCGUGAAGAAGACAGGAAGAAGUUAGCAGCCUUAAGGCUUACGGUGGCUCAACUUGAACCUCAUCUUCUCACCGUCGAGCAAAUGAAGGAAUUGGGAUAUAUUGUUGACAUACCGCCCGGUGUUGGAGGUGAUCAGCCUAGCGAGGAAGGCUUAAUCAAGACGUGCGAUCGCUGUUCUCAACCGUUCAAGGUGAAACGGAUGGAGGAGGCCGAUGAAUGCGUGUUUCACUACGGAAGGCCCCGACUGCUCAAAGCCAAUGGAGAAAAACAACGAAUAUACACGUGUUGCUCACGGACUAUGGAAGACAAUGGUUGUUCAAGAGGACCUCACGUAUUCUAUGAGUCCGAUCCCGAGGAUCUGCAUCGUCGACAUGCCUUCACUUUCACUCGCCCACCGAUAUCCUCAGAUCAGCCCGAUGAGGGCGGUGGUACGGAAGACAGUGCUCUGGACAUCGUCGCUUUGGAUUGCGAAAUGAUCUAUAGCACUGGUGGCAUGACAGUGGCCCGAGUGUCUGUGGUGGAUUCCAUGGGCACGGAGGUAUUUGAUGAGUUCGUCCGUUUGGAUGACGGUGUGGAAGUCAUUGAUUUCAAUACUCGGUUUUCUGGAAUCAAUGCUGAAAACUACGCAACUGCAGUUCUACCUCUUGCUUCGAUUCGCAAAGCUCUGGAUCGUCUGAUCAAUGCUAACACAAUUAUCAUUGGUCAUUCCUUGGAUAACGAUCUAAAGACACUUCGUAUGAUUCAUCAUCGCUGUGUGGAUACAGUGGCAUUAUUCCCGCAUAGAGCUGGUGCGCCGUUUCGGCGAGCACUCAAAGAUCUAGUCAAGGAACAUCUACAGCGGACAAUUCAAAGCGGCGGUGCCACUGUUGGACACAGUUCCGUUGAAGACUCCGUCGCUACUCUGGAUCUCGUGCGAUAUUACAUGUUAAACAAACCGAAAAUAGCAUCAACACCUUCGAACGAUACAGCUAUCGACGUACUGUAGUCUUGAAACGGAAAAAAUAUACGCAGGAUCUUGUAUACCCAUCGCUUUGUCACUCAUGUAUGAUCUUCUACUUCCUUGCAUCAUUUCCUUGUUGUCCACUGCUUUGCCGCUAUCCAAUGUUCCAUAAUAAAUACACAAGAAGAAUAACAAGUCAGAAAAAAUGAAUCCGUGAAUGUUGUCUUUACCCGCCUCUAGAACCUAGGCUGCCUAGCCUUGCCAUCGUGUCCUCACUGUUCUCCUGCUCUUCAAUACUAUCAGAUUGUGUCACC
Somion occarium is the source of this 1947-nucleotide messenger RNA. The record is from the annotation of a GenBank genome assembly. Lineage: Eukaryota; Fungi; Basidiomycota; Agaricomycetes; Polyporales; Cerrenaceae.